Messenger RNA from Paramormyrops kingsleyae, 1845 nucleotides. It is a transcript of the gene her15.1, whose product is annotated as hairy and enhancer of split-related 15, tandem duplicate 1. The record is from RefSeq and is a predicted model, not a curated record. NCBI's taxonomy places the organism in Eukaryota, Metazoa, Chordata, Actinopteri, Osteoglossiformes, Mormyridae. Gene Ontology annotation, molecular function: protein dimerization activity.
GGCAAGCUUUCGUGAUGGAGAUGUAGCUUUUUUCUUUUUCUUUUCUCCAUGAAUGAAGGAGAAUGUCUACCUUGGAAUGCCCCAAACAAUGGCUUUUCAGUCGAGCGUUGAGGACCUAUUCACCACUGGAAAAUGACGCAUCUUCUGAGAGGCAAGCGGAAAAAAAAAAGAAACAGAGGAAUGCUUAGAGAUGUUUUCCCUCCAAAAUGUCCCUCUGGCAUCUGGUCCUGGAAAAGCCGAUCAUUUUUCAAGUAACUCAAAGACCCACUGAACUUUAUUUUUGCUUUGAUAUUAAUUAGGAACACAAACAUUCAUGCUUAACAUUCACACAAUCCUACCAUUGUGAGUCAACACUUGCAGGCGUUGCCAUUUAUCUACAUUUUUUCCAGAAGUGCCGCUAUUUAAAAUGAUUUAAAAUUCAGAAUAAUUUUACAUGCAGUUGAAAAUGUAUAAACCCUGUUGUAAUAAUGGAAGAUUUGGAGACUCAGGAGUGGAGUUUGUUGUCAGUCAGAAUCUGUAGGCAGGGUUUGCUCAAUUAGGCCCCAACAAGACAUUGCUGGAUAAUCCAAAAACUCAGGUAAAACACACAGAAGGAACAUCAUACAUGGGAAUCCAGAAACUGGAACUAAUGCUCAAGCUGCCAUUUGGGAACCAGAAACAAGACUUCAAAAUUAAGGUGAAGGUUUGAGUGUCCAGAUGACGAGAUGAAGCUGCAACAUCUGGACAAAACCAGAGCAGAUGAGGGUCCAUUAGCAGGCCUUCGAUUCAGGAGCCGAAGCUUAGCGGAAGACAGAUGUUAGCGCACAGCUCUGGGGAAUGAAGGGGCUGGAGCCGUAAGCGAGCGAGCGUGGGAGCGCCCAGUGGAACAGUGACGCUGCCAGCCUAAAGAUGUCCGGCAAGGAAAAGAAUAAACUAAGAAAACCAGUGGUGGAGAAGAUGCGCAGAGAUCGCAUCAACAGCUGCAUAGAGCAGCUCAAGAAGCUCCUGGAGAAGGAAUUCCAGCAGCAGGACCCCAAUGCCAAGCUGGAGAAGGCCGACGUCCUGGAGAUGACAGUGACCUUCCUGAAGCAGCAUCUCCGGCCUCGGGCUCCUGUCUCCGCCGUCCCCAGGGCGCACAGUGAAGGCUAUGCCCAGUGCUGGCAGGAGACCCUCCACUUCCUGUCCAGCUGCAAGGGGGGCGUGCCCCUGCAGUGGCUUCACUGUCUCCAUGGAUCCCAGAGAGCCACUCAGCAGCUCUACCCCAUGUCUCCUGCCAGCUCCACAUGUGAACUGGUCCCAGUGAAGCAAGAACCUGGUGCUGAGAAACCCAUCUGGAGGCCGUGGUAGAGCCACUGGCACAUGAGAACCUCAGGGGUGGUCAUCUGCCUCUCAAAGUGUAGGAAAGAUUAUUUCCACAGUGUUAAAUAUGUUGGGGAUUUCCUUUAUAUUGAAGGAUGUGUAUGUCUGUAACAGACUUAUUUUUAUGUAGCUUCUCCUCAAAGGAGAUCAUUAAUUUUGCCAUUUUGUUUCCUUCUCAUCUGAGUUCAAAUCUGCCUUUACAAUGAUGGUGUGAUGAAUCGUUGGAGAACCUUAACAUGUAUGAACCUUAACAUGUAUGGCUGCUGUGCAGCAAAAAUGUUUCUUGAAGUUACUGCUUGUCCUUGUAUACGUUACAAAAUGUGAGGCAACUUUGAUUUUUGAUGGUGGAAUAUGUGUUCUGAAGCUUUUAGGCAACUCAAAAUAUUGUAUGUGUUUCAUCUUCCAUCGAAGGUCAAAAUGUUUUUCUAAAACGUCAGCUUCAGAUUAUGCUACUGACUUGAAAUAAUCUGUCAUCCAAAAGCAACUAGGCGAAGUUACUAGUGGAAU